UUCUACAUAAUUUAUGUGACGACUAUUCCCCAUAGACUCGACUCACUGAACGUUUGGCAUCUAUGAGUAGCUAGCUAGCUAUGGGCAAUCAGAUCACAGCCACCGCUCCAGCCCAGAUACUUCCCUUAGAGAGCUACUUUAACGAGCUCCCAGAGUACACCAAGUCGACCAGUUUAGGGGGCACGAGGUUCUUCAAAGUGGCCAAGGCAAAGCACAGUGAUGGGUCUGAGGUGGUGAUCAAGGUGUUUGCUAAACACGACCUCCUACUGCAGUUGGCCCCCUACGAGAAGAAGCUACACGAUCAGCUGAUUCGACUUCAUGGAGUGUGCAAUGCCCUACCCUUUAAGAAGUUCCAUGAAACAGACAAGGCAGCCUAUCUUGUCAGACAGCAUCUCCAAUACAACCUCUAUGACAGACUAAGCACACGUCCGCUCCUCACUGUCAUGGAGAAGAAAUGGAUAGUGUUCCAGCUGCUUAAAGCUCUAGAUGAGUGCCGUGACAAAAAGAUCAGCCAUGGAGACAUCAAGACAGAGAAUGUUCUCCUCACAUCGUGGGGGUGGGUGCUCCUUACCGACUUUGCUAGCUUCAAGCCGACUUUAUUGCCAGACAACAAUCCAGCAGAUUUUUCUUUCUUUUUUGACACCUCUCGUCGGCGGACAUGCUACAUUGCUCCUGAGAGGUUCCAGCCAUUUCAGGAGCUGGCCACCACGGGGAGUCUCAGUGGGAGGUCUCAGGUCCUCACUCAUGGCAUGGACAUAUUCUCCUUGGGGUGUGUGAUAGGAGAGUUAUUCCUGGACGGCAAGCCGAUGUUCGAUCUGUCCCAGCUGCUCCGCUACAGCAGUGGAGAGAAGGAGUUCAGUGAAAACACUCUUAAGAGGAUCAGCGACAAGUUUAUCAGAAGGAUGGUCCUUCACAUGACCAAGUUGGACCCUGCCGAGAGAUUUACCGCACAAGAGUACCUCCAUGUUUAUAAGGGUGACGUGUUUCCCGAGUAUUUCUACUCCUUCCUUCAUGACUACUUUAAGCACUUCUGCAUCAACUCACAGCUCACCCCAGACCAGUGCAUCCAGAAAUUGUUUGGAGACAUUGAUGCCAUUCUGGCCAACCUCAUCUUGCACACCCACAAGCAAGACAGAGAGACAGGAUAUGGAGAUGCUCUGGUGAUAGUGUUGUCUGCCAUCACCUCUCACCUGCGUCUGGCCCAGUUCGUGGUUUCCAAGCUACAGGCCCUGGAAAUGAUCCGGAGCAUCUCUCACCACAUUCCCGACGAAGCCAUCUUGGAGAGGGUCAUCCCUUACCUGGUGUACAUUGUCAAGGACAAGUGGGCGAGUGUUCGAGCCACAGCUGUCACUGUGCUCUCGCAUUGCCUCAGUCUCAUUAGCCACCUGCCAAGAAGUGACUACAACCUAUUUCUGGAGUACGUGCUACCUAGCCUGAACUCAAUUCCAAGUGACCCAGAUGUAAUGGUGAGAGUGGCGUUUGCAGAAUGUGUUGCUGAGCUGGCCCUCACCGCACUCAGGUUUCUUGAGUUGGCUCAGGUGCAGGCUAAUCAGGACGAUGACAGUGCCAUCAUACAGUACCAGGUGCAGGGUAGCUAUGACAGCGAGCUGAUGCAGCUGCAAGAGUCCUUCCAGGGCAAGAUAGUCCACCUCCUUAGUGACGCAGACACCUCUGUGAAGAAGGCGUUCCUCAAGUACAGUGCUGGUAAACUGUGCACCUUCUUUGGUCCUCACAGAGCCAAAGAAGUCAUCCUCUCUCACAUGAUCACCUUCCUCAAUGACAAGACGGACUGGGAGUUGCACGGUGCUUUCUUUGAGUGCAUCGUUGACGUGGUAACCCACCUAAGGCAUCACAGCCUCUCCAUCCUUGAGCCACUACUCCAGCAGGGCCUUAGUGACUGUGAGGAGACGGUGGUGUGUAAGACAAUUGAAGCCAUGACAACGCUGUGUCGGGAGCAGGUGUUUGACAAGCCCACCCUCCUUGAGUACGUCUCCGGCCUCGCUCCAUUCCUCGUACACCCUAACAUCUGGCUACGAUACGGUGCUGUGGGGUUCAUGAUAGCCGUUGCCGGGCAACUCGACAGUGUGGAUGUGGAGUGCUACGUUUUGCCCAAGAUCCAUCCCUUCCUACGACUCCCAGUGAUACAGAUACAAGAGGUGUGCAUCCUACUGAGCGUGCUCAGAGAUCCUGUGCCGAGGGGCGUGUUCGACUACCUCCUCAAACAGCAGAACAUCAGAGAGAUUUUCGAGUGUUUGACGGGAAGACGAGUUACUCGUACCAUGACUCAUCGCGAUCAGGAACCAAACUACGUCACCAUCGGCGGGAAUCUCAUACCGACAUUCAAGAAGUUGCAGUCGCUGGGUUUGGAUGAGGAGCAGGAGGUCAACCUCAUUGCUCUGAAAGAUCACAUGCUCAAACAACAUCUGAGCAAGAAGCAGUUCCCAGAUCUAGAGUCUCGCUACACGAGUACGCGAGGGGUACUAGACACGAAGAAAUUUCCUGGAGCUGCACUGACCCCCAAGUAUCAGGACCUUGUUUACGAGAAUUCAUUGCCUCCACCACUAGUGUCCUCCGCCAAGAAGAAGACAGCUGCUAAGGGGACUACUACAGCUGCUGUGUUAUCCGACAAAGAUAGUGCUGUGAAUGAGGAAUGGGAUCGUAUCUUUGGAUCUCCGCCCAAGCCAUCGACCCCCUCCCCCGUCAAGAGUGAUGGGCGUGGCAGAGGGGGGAGCUCCCCUCGGAGUCCCAGGAAGAUCUCCAACCCUCUCUCGUCCAGCAGUGACACAACUAUUCUGCUUAACACAGCUGAACGAGAUGAGACUCGUUCUAUUGGUCCCCCAGAAAAAAGCAUGACAGCCAAGCCCAACACUCUCUCGCCUCUAUUGAAAGGAAAGCGAGGGCAUAAGAGGUCAAAGUCCGACGGAGCCAUUCACAAGCUGGACACUAAGACACCUGUGGAGAAGAAAGUGUCACGGUCCAGAGAAAUAUCACCUGACAGUAUCGAGAGCUCCAUUGUUAAAGUGGAGUAUGCCCGAUGCAAGGAGAACCUCACUGAACUGCUCAAGUUCAAACAACGACAGUAUGUGGAAGACAUGAGGGCCAUGGACAAUGACCUAGCAAAGAAUGCUAGCUUCCAGUCCACCCCAGGGUGGGUACCCAAGGGUCAGCUGAUUGCUCACAUCCACGAGCACAAGCACUCCAUCAACAGACUAAGUGUGAUGACCGACAGCACAAUGUUUGCCACUUUCUCCGACGAUGGCAGCACUAAACUAUGGGAUGUGGCGAAACUGGAGGGAAGGAACAUUGUGAACAAAGCCAAGCUCUCCUACAGUCAGCAAGGUGGAAAAAUCAAGGUUGGGAUAUUCUGUCAGAGCAAUAGGAGCAUAGCAGCUGCCUCCAGCAACGGCACUGUCCAUGUCUUCAAUCUUGAGAGUGUAAAGGUGGGAGGAGUGAUAAAGAGAAAGUUGACUCACGACAUGCAGCUGGACCCCGGUAACUAUGGACAUGUGGUUGAUAUGGCAACGUUCACAGCAGGGGGUCAGAACGUCCUCUGUCUGGCCACCAAUGCGGGCAAGCUGUGUGGAAUGGACUUGCGAACCAACAAACUGGCCUGGGAUCUAACGAACAACUCUAAAUAUGGAUUGACACUGUCUAUGGCCGUGGAUCCGUUUGAAAACUGGGUUGCCUUGGGAACUAGCCUGGGCUAUCAUGUGAUCUGGGACAUGCGUUUCCAGCUGCCCAUCAGUCAUUGGCAACACUCUGGACACGGCAAAGCACAUGUCCACCAUGUGUACCGUCUGAGUGCCCACCCCACCCAGCCGUCAUCCCUCGUGUCAGCUGUAAGCGGGAAUAACGAGGUGUCCGUAUGGGAUAUGGAGACGGCCACUCGACGACAAAUGCUGUGGGCCAGUCCGGCACAGCCCUUUGGGGAAAUGACAGAUAAUCCUCAGCAGCACGAGUGUGUGAGGGCUCUCUCUACCUGCCUCAUUGACAACUGCCCUGUAGUGGUCACUGGGGGAACGGACCGGACGGUACGGCUUUGGAAUCUGGUAGACCCCGCCCUCUGCUCCUGUGUCAUAUCACCACGGCUGCACUCAAAGAAAAUACAUUUUGACUACAAAUCAAGGAUAAUUGAGGGAGUGGAUGUAUUCAAAGAGGUGCUCAUCACAACUGCAGGCAAUCUCUCAUCGUCAACCACGUCUUCAAACCCCACCCACCAUACGAGUAAUGUCCUAUCAGAAUCCUCCUCUCAUAUGCACUCUCACGUAGACUUUAUCACUGACUUGGCCGUGGUGCCUUAUAAGAACCAACAGUUUAUUGUUAGCUCAUCUCAUGAUGGUGUCUUAAAAAUUUGGAAGUGAAAAGUGGAUAGCUUAUAAUUAUAGUAACACUUAGCACAGGUAUUUCAAUUGCUUUCUGUCGAUACUGUGUGUUUCAUUUUAGUCAAUUGCAAGUGCAUUGUUGUAUAAUUAAAACAGAGAAUUAUA
Messenger RNA from Halichondria panicea, 4487 nucleotides. Its product is annotated as phosphoinositide 3-kinase regulatory subunit 4-like. Lineage: Eukaryota; Metazoa; Porifera; Demospongiae; Suberitida; Halichondriidae. The coding region runs from base 81 to 4361 and encodes 1426 amino acids. The record is from RefSeq and is a predicted model, not a curated record. Gene Ontology annotation, cellular component: late endosome; phosphatidylinositol 3-kinase complex, class III, type I; phosphatidylinositol 3-kinase complex, class III, type II. Gene Ontology annotation, molecular function: ATP binding; protein binding; protein serine/threonine kinase activity. Gene Ontology annotation, biological process: protein phosphorylation; late endosome to vacuole transport; macroautophagy. The transcript has 39 exons.